Molecule: messenger RNA, 2256 nt
Organism: Cryptomeria japonica (Japanese cedar)
Lineage: Eukaryota; Viridiplantae; Streptophyta; Pinopsida; Cupressales; Cupressaceae
Product: chaperone protein dnaJ 20, chloroplastic
Exons: 1
Coding region: 241-771 (176 amino acids)
Cellular component (GO): chloroplast
Source: RefSeq, a predicted model, not a curated record
ACAGGUGGGACGUGACGGCGGGGUAGACGGAUUCAGGGGCACCUUCUAAUUAGGCCCAUCGUAACCUUCUCUGAAACCCCCAAUUUUAUUUAUGUCUAUAUAUACGGUCCAAAUUGUUUAUCCUCACCACUAAACCAAGUCUUGUUUCGUUGAUCCAAUCUAUUGGGAGUUUGGGAAUACUAUUGAAUUUACAGGCAAAUUGUUAUUGCUGAUCAAUUCUAAGCUUUGUAGAACAGAUUCAUGGAGUACAGUGCUUCAAUUAAGGGUUUACAGGCACCUCGUCUUAUGAGCAAGUGUGCUUCUUCUGGAAUUUCACAGGUCAGAAUUGGAGCCAGGCGAAAGCAUUCGACAAGUAUUAGGGCAUUUCAGUCUCAAAGUGCUUCCUUUUCUUCAUCAUCAUCAUCAUCAUUGUAUGAUGUUCUCUGUAUCUCUCCUGACGUGAGUGCGCGUGAUGUAAAGAAUGCAUACCGUCGGAUGGCUCUUAAAUACCAUCCAGAUAUCUGCCCUGCUGCAGAGAAAGAAGAAUGUAGCAGAUUAUUUCUUAAAGUUCAGGAGGCUUACGAGACUCUGUCAGAUCCUCUGCUCCGCCAGGAUUACGAUUGGAGACUGCAGAACAUGUUCACAGUAGGCGAGUACCAAGGCAGAUUAGAGAGUAGUCAUGUGUGGGAAGCUCAGCUGAUGGAAUUAAUUAGAAGGAAAUCGGGAAAUAACUCUUCGUCAUGGGGUAGCGGAAUGAGAAGACGAAACCAACAGGGAACUUAUGCUUGCUGAUGAUUACGGUGGAUUAUUUGAGAGUUUAUUGUAAAUUGGAUUGCAAAAUAGGGUGUUUGAGCACCUUCUAGUUGUGUAAAUAUUACUACUUUCCUGUUAAUUUCAUACGUUAUGUGAUAUUCAACUAGCAAUUUGGGGAUAAAGAAUGAUACUUAGACACCAUAUGAGGACUUUUAAACAGAACUAUCGUAAAAUGAAUAUUAUCAAUUUUUUCUCCAAAUUUGUGGAUGUCAAAUUCACCAAUUUCGUGGAUGUCAAAAUUCACCAAUUUUUUCCCUUGAUAGGUAGAACAAAGGAUCGCAAUUCAACAUCAAAUUCUACAAUAAAACGUAGUAGACAGAUUUUGUCCAUAUUUUCACUUUUCUCAUGUCAAAAUGUCUUCGAAUUGAAACGAGAUCAUGUUCAAGGCCUCAAUUUCUAAAUUUAAAACUGAAUCUGAGCUCAGAGCAAUUGAAAUGGUGUUGCCUAUAAGCCAUGGCAUAGUCGGAUGCCUUCAUUGUACCCUCAUAGAGUUGUUUCCCUUCUGCAGGGAUCUUAAAGCACAUAGUCCUUCCACGAGGCAAACUACUCCACACCCACCUUAUCCUCACAUGCCAGAAUUGUUAUUGUGUAUGCCAAGUGCGCCAAUAUUAAGGAUACACAAAAAGUGUUUGACAAAAUGUUUAACCUAAACGCAGCUUCAUGGACUGCUAUAAUAUUGAGAUAUGCGCACAUUGGAUGUUUGGGUUAAGCUCUGCAGCUCUUUCAUCAGAUGCCAGAACAAAAUUCUGUUUCGUUGACUUCACUGCCAAAUUUACAAUUUACAGUUGUGAAGCCAAAUUUGAUCACUUUGGUCAGUUUUCUCUCUGCAUAUGUUAGCUUGGAAGCACUGGAACGUAGCAAGGAAAUUUAUGGACGAAUAAUUAGAGGCGGAUAUGAAUUCGACUCCCUUGUGGAAAAUAGGUUUACAAAAACAUGGUAGCAUUGAGGAAGCAUGCAAAAUGUCUGACAAAAUGCUUACCCCAGAUGUGACCUUGUUCAAUGUUAGGAUUUGGUUUAGCUCUCAGAUAAGAACAGCAGCUGGUGUCAUAACAUAGUCAAGACUAAGUUGCAGAGCAGCGGUAUGGACUUUUACUCCUGAUGAAAAAACAUGUUUAAGAAGUCCUACUAUACAAAAUCUAUGGGAGGUGUAAGUUUUAGGGCGUGGAGUAAUCAGGUACUUAAACACACGCAUGGCGGUAUCGAAAUACAGAGCAGGGAGGUACCCCAAUUCACAUGGCUAUUAAACAAAUGAAGAGGACUGCUUUUAUUUUAAAUAAACGAGUCUCCAUCGUCACGCUCCUUGAAUCAAGGUCUUUUUGGUGUCCUAAUAGACAGCUCUAAAAUUUACAUGUUCUACCAAUAUUAUCAUAGUUGUGAUAAUAUUUGUAAAUUUAAUAUUUAAUAUUUUUAUUAUGUUGAAGACUUUUUUAAUAUGAAUUGAGGCAAGUUAAUUCUAGUGAUUAA